Bradysia coprophila is the source of this 909-nucleotide messenger RNA. RefSeq lists its product as uncharacterized. Gene Ontology annotation, molecular function: hydrolase activity, hydrolyzing O-glycosyl compounds. The record is from RefSeq and is a predicted model, not a curated record. NCBI's taxonomy places the organism in Eukaryota, Metazoa, Arthropoda, Insecta, Diptera, Sciaridae.
UUAAUAACAAUUCCUUAUAAUAAAUCCGCCAACACUUUACCAAUUAUCAGUAAUUUCUGCAGAGAAGUGGUGUACUGUCUAGGUAAACUGUUUGACUUAGACUGUUUUUUUUUAUUACAUCAUCAAAAUAGGAGUAAGACACAGUAAGAAGAUUUGUUUACCAAGUGAAUUCAAGAUUCGAUACAUUACUAUAGCAUUCCUAAGAUCACUCAACUAUGACAUCAAACUCAUAUAACUGUUAUAAGUACCUGUACCUACACGGCUUUGCAUCCGGUAGCGGAUCGAGUAAAGGUCUUCUACUAAACAAGUUCUUCAAAGAGCAACUACAAAAUGUUGAGCUGCAUUUGCCGGAUCUGAAUAUACCAUCGUUCGAGAAACUAAGCGUAUCGGAAAUUGUUAAGCAUUUGAAAAGCGAAAUGCUGAACAACACACAACAGUACCGACUGAUUGGUAGUUCAUUGGGUGGACUGGUUGCAGCAACAUUAGCGUCCGAGUUCAAGGAUUGUUCAAAAAUUCAAAGUUUAAUUUUAUUGUGCCCUGCAUUAGACGCUUCCAAUCGAUGGAAAGCUAAGAUGGCCGAUACCAAGACGGAACAGCAGUUACAUUAUGGUUUUUAUGAAGAUUUAAUGAAGCAAGUACAAUAUCCACUGGUCGAUGUACCCCUUACAAUAGUCCAUGGCACUAACGAUGACAUCGUUCCGAUCAACGUUAGUCGCACUUACAUUGAACUGUUACAACAGAACGGCUGGAACAAUGAAAUGAUUGAAGUCAAUGACGAUCAUCUGUUAAUGAAAACUGACAGUAUCGACGUAAUUAAGAACGUAAUAAGUAAACAAUGGUUCAAUGAGUAACAAGUGAAAUUUUGUGAAUGGACAUUGUACAAUGGGUGAUCCUCAAUAUAACUAUGAU